Messenger RNA from Ipomoea triloba (trilobed morning glory), 1943 nucleotides. Its product is annotated as serine carboxypeptidase II-3-like. Gene Ontology annotation, molecular function: serine-type carboxypeptidase activity. The record is from RefSeq and is a predicted model, not a curated record. The transcript has 9 exons. The coding region runs from base 222 to 1763 and encodes 513 amino acids. Lineage: Eukaryota; Viridiplantae; Streptophyta; Magnoliopsida; Solanales; Convolvulaceae. Gene Ontology annotation, biological process: proteolysis. Gene Ontology annotation, cellular component: vacuole.
CCAUCAGAAUCAAAUCUUAUAGUGUGAAUUGAUGAACAUUUGAGUUUUUGUUGGACCACACAAUUCUUUUACUUAACCAUCUAAUUCUCCUUCUGCUCAUACAGAGUUUUGUCCGGUGGGACUUUUUAUGUAUGAACAUGACUUGAAUCCACUGUAGAAUUCACACACCACAAUUUAUUCUGCCUCUUGCAUUAUUAGAUAGAUAGAGAGAGAGAGAAAAGAUGAAGUUGGUGGCAUGGAUUUCAUGGUUGCUGCUACUGCUACUGCUACCUUCUUCCCAAAAUGGGGUUUUUCAUAUUCAAGGCAGCAGCCAAGCUGAGUACCUUUACAACCUCAUCAUGUCUCGAUCGACACAGCAUUCAGAAGAGUGGCCUGAGCUUGAAGACGCUGAACUCGCCAUUUCUGCAUUUUCAGCAAAUAUUGAAGCUCAAGAAGGAUCAAUGGAGGCUGACAAGAUUGAUGCCUUGCCGGGGCAACCUGCGGGAGUGAAGUUUAACCAGUAUUCCGGCUAUGUAACCGUCGACCGGAAGGCCGGAAGAUCUCUGUUUUAUUACUUCGCAGAAUCACCCCACAAUUCCUCCACCAAUCCUCUGGUCUUGUGGCUCACCGGAGGGCCAGGAUGCUCAUCUCUUGGAUCUGGAGCACUGGAUGAACUUGGACCUUUCAGAGUUAACAGCGAUGGAAAAACGUUAUUUGAAAACGAUUACUCAUGGAACAAAGUGGCAAAUAUGUUGUUCCUGGAAUCACCGGCCGGAGUGGGAUUUUCCUAUUCCAACACCAGCUCCGACUAUGACAUCACAGGUGACAAGAGUUCAGCCAAGGAUGCAUAUACCUUUCUCAUCAACUGGCUGGAGAGAUUCCCUCACUAUAAAAACAGGGAUUUUUAUAUAACGGGAGAGAGCUAUGGCGGCCAUUUUGUUCCUCAGCUAGCUUACACCAUUCUAGCUCACAACAACAAACCAAAUCGGCCAUUCAUCAACCUCAAAGGCAUUGCUACUGGGAAUCCUUUACUGGAUAUAGUUAUAACCCUAAAAUCAAUCUAUGAGUAUCUAUGGACCCAUGCUUUGAUAUCAGAUGAAACCUAUUCAGUGAUUUCCAAGGAGUGUGACUACAUUCAUAUGAACAUCUCAGCCACCUGCGGAUUGUACCAAGCCAAAGCAGUUAUGGAGAUGGGACUUGUUUCCCUGGCUGACAUUUACACUAAUUACUGCUUUAAUGAUGUCCCAAAACAACAAUGUCAUGGUUUGGGAUAUAAUCCUUGCUCGGCCGGUUAUGUCAUAUCUUACCUCAACCAAGAGGAGGUGCAGAAGGCCCUCCAUGCCAUCAAAACUUUUUGGAUAGUUUGCAGUCCGAAAGUUGGAUCGAGUCAUUGGAAAGACUCAGCAAUAACAACCUUGCCCAUAGUCAAGCAGCUCAUUGCAAAGAAGCUAAAAAUAUGGAUAUACAGUGGUGACACAGAUGCAUUACUUUCAGUAGCAUCAACCAGGUAUGCAAUAAAAGCCAUGAAACUACCUGUCGAGGUUGCUUGGCGGGCCUGGCAUUGUGAUGGCUGCAAGGAUGUGGGAGGGUAUGUGGAGGGGUACAAGGGAUUGACACUGGUUACAAUAAGAGGAGCUGGGCAUUCAGCUCCUAGCUACCAACCAGAAAGAGCAUUUACUAUGAUUUCAUCUUUCCUUCAAGGGAAACUUCCCCCUCCCUUCAGAGACUUGUAUAUUCACAAACAAGGGACCAUACCUUUAUUGAUGCAGCAAGAAGGAAGCUAAAGCUGAAACUGAUACUGAUACUGUACUUCCAUUUUUGUUUUUGUAGCUCGAAGGUGUGAUAGACACGACACGCGAACAAACUCUAUAUGCAACUGCGACCUAUGAUUUCCAUAAACAAGUAGUGUGACCUACUGAUUUCCAUAGUGGCAACUCUACGCACGUGCUAAAUUUUGGUGAAAA